Molecule: messenger RNA, 441 nt
Organism: Colletotrichum higginsianum IMI 349063
Lineage: Eukaryota; Fungi; Ascomycota; Sordariomycetes; Glomerellales; Glomerellaceae
Exons: 1
Coding region: 1-441 (146 amino acids)
Source: RefSeq, a predicted model, not a curated record
AUGGCACUUCCCCAGCAAGACAUGAAUACCUCGCGUCAGCCGACCGACAUCGAGCGCGACUGGUUCUACUACGGUCUCCCGAGCCAGCCCAAACUUAUCGCAAGAACAAGCACCACAGAAUGCAGACACGGCAUCAAUCACUGGUCAGAAGACCGCAAAACAUUGACAACUGUUGGGGAUCAUGAUAUUGUUGAGAAAUGGAACAAGGAACCGUCAUCGUUGAGAAAUAAUGUCUUGGACAUCCUUAUCCAAAGCAAGAUCGAAUUUGAGACAGUCGACAUACUUCGAAUCGGCUACAUUGACGAAGAGAUGCCUGUCGUCCUCCUGAUCUCCGUCCUGCCAAACACACUCUCGUGGGCAGAUGGGGAUAAGGUUGCACGAGAAUGCAGAACGGCUCUCCUAGCGGAAGGGCUCGACAUCCACUGCGAGAUAAAAGAGUAG